This is a messenger RNA of Sardina pilchardus (European sardine), 4218 nucleotides long. RefSeq names its product WD repeat and coiled coil containing (gene wdcp). The transcript has 4 exons. Gene Ontology annotation, molecular function: kinase binding. NCBI's taxonomy places the organism in Eukaryota, Metazoa, Chordata, Actinopteri, Clupeiformes, Clupeidae. Bases 264 to 2477 code for a protein of 737 amino acids. The record is from RefSeq and is a predicted model, not a curated record.
UAACCCCAGUGGCUGCAAUGUCGAUAGGAUAGGAAAUAAAGUUACUGUAGACACGCUUAUAUGUUUAAUGAUUUAGAAAUGGCAUCAAACGUUCACUUUAUUAAGAAUACUACGGUAUAUUAUCUGAAGGUUUUUGGACUGUCGUUCGUUGGCAAACUCCGAUCUCAGAACUUAGGUUGAGCUAUGCUUGCUGCUUGCAGUGUGAACAUAUCAUCCGACAAGUCACAGUACUCUUUUCAUUCGAACAAGUUGGUUGAGUGAAUAUGGAGCUUGGGAAAGCGAAACUCCUGAGGACUGGUUUAAACUCCCUGCAUCAAGCCCUCCACCCUGUACACGGGAUAGCAUGGACUGAUGGGAAGCAGGUCUGCCUCACCUCUUUCUACUUUGUCAACGGGGAGCCGAAGUUCGGCGACACCAACGUCAUCGGGCAGUUCGAGCACGUCUUCGGGCUCUUCUGGGGCCCGCUCUGCUGCUCGGACUCCCCAGCGCUGCUCGCCGUGCAGCACAAGAAGCAUGUCACCGUGUGGCAGCUCCAGCUGAGCGCCCUGGAGCAGAAUAAGCUCCUGUGUACGCAGACCUGUGAGAUGAGCGAGCCGUUCCCCUUGCUCUCGCAGGGCUGCGUGUGGCACCCCAAGCAGGACAUUCUGGCCGUCUUGACCAAGCGGGACACUUCGGUUCUCUUCUCUGUGCGGGUGGACAACCGCAGGGUGAAGGCAGACAUCAAGGGCAGUGGGCUCAUUCAUUGCGCCUGCUGGACCAAGGAUGGGACAAGGUUAGUAGUAGCCAUUGGCACUGGCCUGCAUUCGUACAUCUGGAAUGACAUUCAGAAGAGCUUGGUGGCGUGCUCUUUCUGCCCCAUCUUUGACGUUGGGGGUUACAUUUGUGCCAUUGAGUCCACAGAUGAUGCUCAGGUGGCUGUUGCCACUGAGCUGCCUCUCGACAGGAUAUGUGGCCUGAAUGCAGGUAUGGCUUUCGAAAUGCCUUCAGACUCAGACCAGUUGCCUCCCCCGUCCCCCAUGGUGAUGUUUGAGGACGAUAACCUGGACUCUCGGAGGAGGUCUGUAGACUCUGACAAAUCUCUGUCUUAUGGCUACAACUCUCCGACCUCCGGUGGACCCACGGAUCUGACCCACCUGUUGGCCAGGCACAGGAAAUCGGACCCCAGCCCGCUCAUUCAUUUGAAGCGACGGGACACUCUGACGGGCACCGGGCAGGACUCCUCGCAUUUGAUUCUGGUGACAUUCGAGCGCAAGGUCACCAGCAUCCGCAAAGUCAGCAUCCCUGGCAUCCUGGUGCCUGACAUCGUAGCCUUUGACCCGCGGGGCGGCACGGUAGCCGUGGCGUCCAACACCAGCAACAUGAUCCUGGUGUACUGCGUGACGGCCUCCGGCAUGCCCAACGUCCAGCAGAUCCAGCUGGACAGGAACGAGCGGCCGAAGGGCGUGUGUUUCCUCAGCAACAAGCUCCUCAUGCUCAUGGUGGGCCGGCAGAAGUCCAACGACCCGGCCUUCCUCCCCUCCUCCAACACGGACAAGUACAUCCUCCGGCUGACGGCCAAGGAGCUGCUGUUCGACGGAGAGACGAUCCCUCCCUCGCCUCAGCCGCCGGCCUCCCCCGUGAACUUCCCGGGGAUUAGACGCCACUCGGAGCACUUGCCCCGAGACGACCGGCUGUGCGGCGGCGGCAUGCGGGAGCUCAUGUUGCCAGGUGGUGGCGUAAUCCCCUCCCCGGGGAGCGUCAGGCGGAAGCUGGUGGAGGAGGUGGUGAGCACGCAGAUCACGGCAGGCGGCAGCCCAGGCGGCAGCUCCACGGACUUCUCCGACCGCGCCACCUCCAGCGCCUCGUCCGUCACCAUCGAGAACUACGACAUGGACCACAUGAGCCGCAUGGCCAGUCUGGCCGUGGGCGGGCCGACGAGUCGGGAGUCCAGCCGGCCGUGCUCGCCGCGUUUCGAACUCCCCUUGGAGAAGCUCCAAUCGGAGCCGCCGCCGGCGAAGAACAACAGCCUCCCCAAAGACAAAGCUGUUGAUCAGCUGUCACAGGGCAUGGAGAAGAUUUUUGCCCGAUUUUCUGAAGUGCAGCAGUCUUUGACAGAGAUUCGGGACUAUGCCCAAAAUGGAAGGAAAGCUAUAGUGAGCUAUCCGGGUUGUGCAGAACCUCCUUAUGUCAACCUCACAUUUCAGAAGCAGCUGUCGGAGAAUGUGUUCAUAGACGAGAGGAGGCCCGUGCUGCUGUGUGAGGGGAAGCUGAGUCUGAAGAUGAUCCAGGAGCUCUUCAGCCUCACCGUGGUGGAGAUGCUGCAUGGUCCUCUGUGGAUAGUCCUUGUUGCCGACGCAGAGGGCUUCGUCCCCCUGACGUUCAAGCCUGGCGAACAUCUCACCAUCAGGAAUGGAAAAAGGAAUUUCCCACUGAAGGGACACGGAGGCAUGGACGCCUCGAACACAGAGAGACAGUUUUCCGGCUGCGGAGAGAACUGAGAACCAACAAACUAAACACACAGAACCCGUUUUCCUUAAAACAUCAGUCUGUAGACCUCUGAAGUUCGCCUACAACAAGAACCUUAAGGAGAUUCGGGUUCAAUCUUUGCACAUAUAAGGAGAUCUGGAUCUUAUAUGGGCAAAGAUGGCAGCUUUGGGUCCUUUUUGAAGAGGUCCAUGAUGAAAUGUUCCCACCUGUAAUGUCUGAUCAGAAUAGAAGGGCAAGUAAGAAGCUCAUGGAAAUGGAACAGUUCCUGCUCAUAACAUAUCAGAUGAAGUUUAUUUUCUUACACUUAAAGAAAAAAAGAUAUUUUUUGAAGGUUAUUUGAUUUAAAGUUUACAAUAGAUUGUUUUGACAAGAGUUGUGAUAGAUGUUUGGCUGAACAUUCAAUUCAACAAACACGUUGUUCAUUUGUUUGACUGAUUGUUUGUUUGUUUUCAGUUGAUAAAUGAACAAACUGGAGUGCCUGCUGAUAGGUUGUUGGCCAGUAGUAUACAGCGUAAGUUUUAUCUGCAGGAUGAACCUGCUAUGUUACAUGAAUCCUCACUGAAAAAAUAAAUUAUAUUUGUAUUGACCACAAAUCUGUUCAGAUCCCAACUGUGUUCACACUGCUGGGAAAAAAAUAUUUAUCCUAUUCCUAUCGAACAUGAAAAAGCCCCCUAGACCACAAAACCCAAAUCAGGUUUAAAAGGAUCAUGUAAAAAGAGAAUAAUUAAUUAAUGAUGGCAGAUAGUAAUGUUCGAAUUAUAAACAAUGUGCAAGCAAUCCUAUGUUAUAGAAAUGGGAGACACUUCCAGAUGCUCCCACUUACCAUCUUGCCAACAGUGCAUUCAGAAAUUAAGCAUCAUGGGACUGAUCUCAUUCAUUACAGGGUUUAUGCAGGGUCUUCAAAACUAAAAAGGUGUAACAUUUAAUAAUAUGAAUUUUAGCCCUUGGAAAGUCUCAGAUAUUAAAAUGUCUUUUUUAAAAUAUGCAGUACGCUAUGGCUAGGUUAUCCUUUAGGUCUUAGAUGUGCUUAGGCAGGUCUUAAAGUUCAUUCAACGCUAGUUCAACAGUGGUCAUUUCAUUUCAUUUCAUUUUUUUUUUUAGCAGCAUAGAUUGAAGUUGUUUAACAUUGAAGCUCGUUCUCUCAACAGUACGGAUACAGUACAGUACUGUAUAUCACAAUGUAAUACAAUUAUAACCAGAUUUAUGUGGAACUUCAUAUUUUUUUUCCCAGUAUGGUGUGAAAUCAGUUUUAAAUUUAAUUCAUAAUGCUCUCAAAAUGGUCUACAAAAGUCUUACAUUUUACUUGUUGAAACCUGCAGAAGCCCUACAUUACUUAACUAUGUAAAGUUGCACACAUAUUUUGUCAUGCACUGUUUUGCAAUGGUCGCCAAUGGAUUUCCUGUUAUCACUGACAUGUUACCCAUUCUAACCAUUAUAACCAGACAAUCCUUCUCUAUCAGUGGUCUCCUGAGGUCACAUGAUCGACAGACAGUUUAUUGAUUGGUUGGCUGCCUUUUCCUCCUGACUAGCAUUCCUUCCUGAUGCUCCUGGAUAGUAGCUCUUAGAUUUUCAAAGCUUUGACUGCUUGAAACAGAUUUUUUUUUUCUCCUUAGACCACUGACUAGAACUGAUCACUGGGUGAAUGUGGGGUAGGUGUAAACUGGAUGAAUCAACAUGUUAUUGGUUAUAUCUUUAAUCCAAGAUCACAAUACAAUCCUUAUGUAAUAAUAACAAUCAACCGUACAAGUUCUU